AAAAAAAAGGGAUCCCCUUGACAACUUCUCUUUACCGUUCAUCAGACCAUAUCUACCUUUACCCUGACUGACCCUUGGAAUUUUAUAGAUCCUAGAUAUCAUCUCAGAACAGUCGCUUAAUAAAUUACGAUUAUUUUCGUCACUGCUUUUUUUUUAUUUACUGAUAACAGUCACACGAAUAUAAGAUUUACCAACUGUGGUGUAAGAUGAUCGAUACCAAGUUAGUAAGGAACGUCUUUUUGGCGGUUCUUUUUAUAAAUGUGGUGUAUUUUGUGCGCGUAUACCAACAAGAAGAGAUCAAGACAAAACAUUUAGCAUUAUCCCAUAUAUCGUCAAUUAACUAUGCCACUGACAAUCAAGUUGAAUUUGAUCCCAAGAAACCGUAUCAUAUGUUAAAUACAAAGGAGAAAAUUUCAUAUUUACUCGAUAAGGUUAGCAAGAACCAAAAUAAUCACUAUUGGUUAGCUAAUACCAAGAUUCAACAUUCUAAAUUAAAAAUUAAUCCUCGUGAUUUUUUGACUCCAGAAGAUGAUUCUCUCAAGACAUGGCAAAAUAAACCUGACUUGUUUUAUGAUCCAAGAUUUACCUUGACUGUUUAUCUUGACGAGUUAAAAACCCAAUUGAAAGCACAUAAUCCAAAGAAUGAAAAGACCAAGGAUCAUUUGAUUAAAAUGCCUUUCAGUUGGGCUGACUGGGUCGACUUGACCAUGUUGAAUGAAGAAUUAACCAAGCCAAACGACCAGAAAUUAAACUGUGAAUGGUUGCAAUCUAAUAUUAACAAACCUACCAAGUAUCCUGACUUCUGUAAGAACUUAAUGGAGUUGUCUGACGAAGAAGUUGAAGAAAUUGGCUUGAGUAGAGAUAUGUUGCCAGGAUUCAUUGUCAAGACUUCUCCUAUGAAUAAAGCUCCACACAAGCCAGUUAUGUUACAAGGUAAAGCUCAUUUAUUAGCUCAACAAGAAAAUCCAUUAAGUAUUAUCUUUUUGACUAAAGAUGGUACUUAUGAAACUCAAGUUUCAAAUAAGCGUCAAAGAAUUGUUCAUACUGAUAUGUUUGAAAAUUAUCUUGAUAGAAGAGGUAUUAAUGCCAAUCAUAUUGAAGAUACCCCUGAAAUUGAAUUAAGCCCUAGUACAGCUUUCAAAUCAUUACAAAAGACUGUAAAAGCCCGUCCCUUGGAUUUACAUGACGACAUUUAUAAGAUGAGACAAAUUACCAGACAAAAGCAAGUUAAUGCAUCUCGUGAACUUUAUCUUGAUAAGGAAUCAUUUAACUACAAACAAGAACAAGUCGAUGAUCAAAUUCAAGAAUACGAAAUCAGAUUGUCCUUAGUUGAAGAAGCAAUGACCAAUGAACUCAAAUAUAAUCCAAAAGUAAUCCAAGAGAACAAGCUUAAUCGUCAUGAAUUAAAUCAUUAUAAUGGUUUAAAAUACGCAAACUCGCUUGCCGUUGAAAAUGAACCAACCUAUUAUAAACUUGCUACUUUAAAGAAGGAUAAGGAUAAUCAAGAUGCAGGUUGGCAUUAUGAAUGGAGAUUUUUCAACGGUGCUUUACGUUAUUUGAAAGAUGAAUCAUGGACCGUUUCACAAUUAGAAAUUAGAGAACAAAUUAUUUUGGAUCGUCUUUUAAGGAAUUGGUUUAGAUUUGCUGAAGAGAAGGGGAUUAUUUCAUGGAUUGCUCAUGGUCCUUUGUUGAGUUGGUACUGGAAUGGAUUGAUGUUCCCUUACGAUAUCGAUAUUGAUAUUCAAAUGCCAAGUAGCGAGUUAAACCGUCUUUCCAAGAAUUAUAACAUGACUUUAGUUGUUGAAGAUGUUACCGAAGGUUAUGGGAAAUUCCUCAUUGAUUGUUCUACAUUCCUACAUCAUCGUGAUAUGGCUACCAAAGAUAACCAUAUUGAUGCCAGAUUUAUUGAUGUGGAUACUGGUACAUAUAUUGAUAUUACUGGUAUUGGUAAAAACAACGAAACUCCUCCACCUGAAUACGAUAGCUAUAUUAAAUCAAAGAACCAAAAGGGAGAAUCAGUUGAAUUAUAUAUGGAUAGAAGAAAGCAUUGGUUGAAUUUUGAAAAAAUCACUCCUUUAAGAUAUUCAAUGAUUAGUGGAGUUCCUGUUUACGUUCCUAAUGAUAUUUUAUCAAUGUUAAAUCAUGAAUAUUCAGUUGGUACAAAGUCAUAUUACUUUGAUGGGUACUACUAUGUUCCUGUAUUACGUCUUUGGUUACAAGAAGAGAGAUUAUUAGUAUUAUUCAAACCAGAACAAUAUGAAUCAAGCUCUGAUGAUACAAGACACGAAAAGAUAAUUAACUUGAUUAAGCAACUAGGUGAAGAGGAAAAGUUAAAAUUACUUGAAAGCAACGAAGAAACAUUGAUGGAAUACUAUUUGACCCACAAAUUUACAACUUUCCACGAAGUUGAAAAGAAAUUCAUGUUGGAUCACUCAUUACAACUGCUGAUACAAGAUUUAUCAGGAAAUUCAGAAUAUCAUCAAUUAACUUCUAAAUUUAAAAUGAGUAAUAAACCAAUGAGAAAAUCAUUGUAUGAUUACGAGUAUUUUGAAAGAUUUGAGCAUAUGGAAGACAAGACUGAAACUCCAUUAUAGUCAUACCCUUUAUAGAAUUUUGCAUAUUAUAAAUAAGUCUGUGUAUAAAUAUUAAAUUUGCACUACAAGA
Molecule: messenger RNA, 2664 nt
Organism: Spathaspora passalidarum NRRL Y-27907
Lineage: Eukaryota; Fungi; Ascomycota; Pichiomycetes; Serinales; Debaryomycetaceae
Exons: 1
Coding region: 207-2594 (795 amino acids)
Source: RefSeq, a predicted model, not a curated record